This is a messenger RNA of Myxozyma melibiosi, 1769 nucleotides long. RefSeq names its product cytochrome P450. The coding region runs from base 59 to 1642 and encodes 527 amino acids. Gene Ontology annotation, molecular function: oxidoreductase activity, acting on paired donors, with incorporation or reduction of molecular oxygen, reduced flavin or flavoprotein as one donor, and incorporation of one atom of oxygen; heme binding; iron ion binding. The transcript has a single exon. The record is from RefSeq and is a predicted model, not a curated record. NCBI's taxonomy places the organism in Eukaryota, Fungi, Ascomycota, Lipomycetes, Lipomycetales, Lipomycetaceae.
CCGUUGAUUCUGCAACGCAAUUGUAGCUACUGUUCUUGCUCUGUGUUGCUUUCAAAAUAUGCUGCAUUCUUUCAUUGCCGCGGCCGUGUUGCUGCUGAGCGGGCUGUACUUGUACGGCAAGCUCGAAGUCUGGGUCGCUGCUCGUCGCUUCCGCCGUCUGCACGGGGUAGUAAAGGCUAAACAUGCUCGCGAAGGCGACCGCUUUGGAAUUCUUUACUUCCUCCACAUGCUGCGCUCGCUGCGUAACCACACCGUUCUCGAGAGCCUGAAGGAGACGUUUGACAAAUGGGGCGAGAACUUUGAAGUCACGAUGCUGUUUCGCACGAAUCUGCAGACGGUCGAUCCCGAAAACAUAAAGACCGUGCUGGCGACGAAGUUUGCGGACUUUGACCUCGGUCGGCGGUACGAGGCUUUCUUCCCAACCCUCGGCGACGGCAUCUUUACGCUCGAUUACGAAGGGUGGUCGCAUUCGCGCGCGCUGCUGCGACCGCAGUUCUCGCGCCACCAGGUCUCGGACGUGGCGAAGCUCGAGAGCCAUGUGUCGAACCUGUUCAAGGCAAUGCCGCACUCUGCCACAGAGUCAUGCGAGAUCCAGGAGCUGCUGUUCCGAAUGACGAUGGACUCCGCGACCGAGUUUUUGUUUGGCGAGUCGGUUAACUCGCUUGUGUUGAGCGACGACGCCGCGAGUGAUAACGGGCCGGCGACGACGGCGCAGAGAGUCGCGUCCGACAGCGGCAAGCGCGGGUUCGCGGCCGCGUUCAAUAACGUCCAGGAAUACCUCUCGAUGCGGGUCCUCUUCCAGAGCCUGUACUGGCUCGUCAACACCUCCGAGUUUCGCGAGAACAACAUGAUCGUGCACGAGUUUGUGGACUACUAUGUCGAGAAAGCGCUCGCGAAACGGCACAGUAACGAAAAGAUCUCGUUGUCGGAAAAUCGAUACGUCUUCCUCGACGCACUCGCAGAGGAAACGCAGGACCCGCGCACGCUUAGAGACCAACUUCUCAACAUCCUCCUCGCCGGCCGCGACACCACCGCCGGCGCGCUCACGUGGGCGUUCUAUGAGUUGGCGCGGCACCCGCGUGUGUUUGAAAAGCUCCGGGCCGAGAUCCUCGAGCGGUUCGGCGACCAUCCAGGCGCGGAGGGCAAGCUUCCCAUGAACUUUGAGACGCUCAAGAACUCGCUUUACUUGCGGUACAUUCUCAACGAGAUCCUCAGACUGUAUCCCUCGGUGCCGCAGAACUUCCGCAUCGCAAACAAGCACACGUUCUUACCCCGCGGCGGCGGCCAGGACGGCACAGAGCCGAUCUUUAUCCGCAAAGGCGAGGCGGUUUUCUACUCUGUCUACUGCAUGCACCGCCGCAAAGACCUAUACGGCGACGACGCAAUGGAAUUUCGUCCCGAGCGCUGGGCCGAGGGCAAGACUUGGCACUGGGAAUACCUCCCGUUCAACGGCGGGCCGAGAAUAUGCCUGGGCCAGCAGUACGCGCUCACAGAGGCGGGAUAUACGCUCGCGCGCGUCGCGCAGGAGUUCGACACGAUCGAGACGACGGAUCCUGAUGAGCCUAAUGGGGUGCCGCUGAAGAAGGCGAAUUUGACAAUGUCGAGCGCAAAGGGGGUGCAUGUGCGGUGCUAUAAGAAGUGAUCUGGAUAUAUCUAUAGGAGUGUGCUUUGAAUUUUUCUACGUGGUAUCUUUCUUUGGGGGUAUUUUAGGCGUAGCCACUGUUUGAUGAGAAGUAAUGAAUUUUUUUUUUGGUUUUUUACUUUUAUAA